Messenger RNA from Parnassius mnemosyne (clouded apollo), 930 nucleotides. The record is from the annotation of a GenBank genome assembly. NCBI's taxonomy places the organism in Eukaryota, Metazoa, Arthropoda, Insecta, Lepidoptera, Papilionidae.
AUGUUGCGACGACAGGCGCGUUUGCGCCGCGAGUACUUAUAUAGGAAAUCAGUUGAGGACAAACAGAAGAGUAUACAAGCGAAAAAAGAUCAACUAAAACGUAGCUUAGAAGAAAACAUUCCUAUACACGGUGAUUUGAGGAGAGAAGCCCUUGCUUUACAAAAAAGAAUUGAGUUCGAGGAUAAAGGACCAGAAAGAGCAGCAGUCAUUGGAGGUUUUAGUGGAGGUGCAAACACCCUCAGUUCCCAGGAUGAUGAGUAUAGAUAUGCUGGUGUUGAGGAUCCAAAAAUUAUGAUCACUACAUCUAGGGAACCUAGUGCUAGACUGAAGAUGUUUGUGAAGGAACUCAGAUUGAUAUUUCCUAACAGUCAACGUAUGAACCGUGGUGGUUAUGAGAUGUCACAACUUAUUCAUGCGUGCCGUGCCAAUGAAGUCACAGACUUUAUUGUUGUCCAUGAACACAGGGGUGUACCUGACAGUCUAGUAAUAUGCCACCUCCCAUAUGGUCCAACAGCAUCCUUUACACUCUCUGGUGUUGUAAUGCGGCAUGAUAUUCCGGAUAUAGGACCCAUGAGUGAACAAUACCCACAUCUUAUUUUCCACAAUUUCAAAAGUGAUUUGGGUUUGAGGACUAUGAGCAUAUUGAAAUACCUGUUCCCAGUACCAAAGCCAGACUCAAAGCGAGUCAUUACCUUUGCCAAUAAUGAUGACUACAUUUGCUUCAGACAACAUACAUAUAAAAAGGCGGGUAAAGACAUUGAGCUGACAGAAAUAGGGCCCCGCUUCCAAAUGAAACUGUACGAAAUAAAGUUGGGUACUCUAGAAGCUCUGGACGCGGCUGAUACUGAAUGGGCGCUACGCCCCUACAUGAACACAGCCGCGAAACGUAGAUUUCUAAGUGAUGAAGACGGAUGGCAGGAGGAGGAAUAA